AAUGACAGUGAAGACCAACGUGCAGGAUAUCGAGCAAGAGAUCGUGGAUCUCGAGGACCGUCUGCGCAAUGCACGUGCUCGUCUAGCGUCGGCCUCUGCGUCGCACAAGGGCGGGGGUUCAUAUCUACCGGUACCGGAGGAUGCUACGGGAAUAGUGCCCAGCCAUGCACUGCUUCUCCUCUCGGAUUCAGCCCUUCCGUUGGGCUCGUUCGCCUACUCCAGCGGUCUCGAGUCCUAUCUGGCGCACAACAAGCCCCUUCCUCGCUCGGUGACCCCAAUUGCAUCCUUCCAACGCUUCCUGAAGCUCUCGAUCGCUUCUAUGGCAAGUACCUCACUUCCAUACGUUCUGGCAGGAUACAGACGCCCAGAAGACUUGGAGACCCUGGACAAUGACCUUGAUGCGUCUACCCCCUGCAUAGUUGCGCAGCGGGCGAGUCUCGCCCAAGGGCGGGCAUUGCUCGGGGUCUGGGAACGCGCUUUCCGGAAAACGUAUGCGUUCAACCCAUUCCACACUAACCCCAGCGCUGCUGAGGCAGUGAAGGUGGUAGAGGAAUUCUCCGACAUACUGAAGACCUCGCUGGGUACUGACGAACUAGGCCCCAAAGGUCACUUUGCGCCUUUGUGGGGGGUGGUAUGUCUGGCCAUGGGCAUGGACGCCCACCAGACUGCUUAUGUCUUCAUGUUGAACCAUGCCAAGGCAGUCCUUAGCGCUGCUGUCCGUGCGUCCGUCAUGGGCCCUUAUCAGGCCCAGAACAUCCUGGCCAGCAAAGGCCUGCAAAGCAUGAUCACUCAACGUAUAGAGCGGGAGUGGGAUACUCCCGUCGAAGAUGCAGGACAAAUCGUCCCACCUCUUGAUCUCUGGGUGGGACGACAUGAACUUCUAUAUAGCAGAAUCUUCAACUCAUAACGCAUAGAUCACCAUGAUAGCUCUCUCGAUUCCUUUCUUUUGGGUCAAAGGUGACAUUCCUGUAUAAAUAUAGCUGCAUUC
Messenger RNA from Aspergillus neoniger CBS 115656, 988 nucleotides. Its product is annotated as urease accessory protein UreF. NCBI's taxonomy places the organism in Eukaryota, Fungi, Ascomycota, Eurotiomycetes, Eurotiales, Aspergillaceae. The annotation marks the transcript as partial. The transcript has 2 exons. Gene Ontology annotation, molecular function: nickel cation binding. The record is from RefSeq and is a predicted model, not a curated record.